AUGACUAGACAAAUUGAUAUUAAAGCAAUAAUAUCACAUAUCUUGUGCGGUGAUGGAUUAGAUAAAUGCCGUAUUUGCAUGGGUAGUACUCAAGAAGGUCAAGUUUUCUUGGGAGACACGGUCAUGAAAGAUGGAGGAAAAUCAGUCACAUUAGGAGAGAUCCUUCUAAGCAUAACGGGAUUACAGAUGCAUUUCAACGAAGAUGUAUGCCCAAAUGGUGUCUGCGCAGCCUGCACCAAUCUAGCAAUAUCUGCUUUCCAAUUUCGAAUAUUGGUGAGACACUCCCAAAAUGCAUGGAGCAAUUGCUUCAAUUCUAUCAACUUUAUUGACGGAGAACACUGCCCGCAGUCCACAUAUCUCAUAUUUAACGACAACCUUACAUUGCAAAGCAUAAAACACUUCAAUGGUGACAUGAAGAGUUACGUCAAACAUUUCAUAAAUAAACCAAAGAUAUACCACGAGAAACCAGAGAAAAAAGAGAGGAUAUCCAGGAACGGCCCGAAUUGCGUAUGCAGCGAUUGUGGGAAAGAGUUUCACAGUCCGUAUUAUUUAAAUUUACAUUUGAAAAACAGCAGUCUCAAGGAAGCGUGUUGGCUCUGUGCGAGGAUGUUUGCGAGGGGCGGAGAGAUGAAGUCACAUUUGCUGCACGUACAUAAGAUCGAAAUGAUUGUGUGUAAUGAUUGCCCGUUGCUUUUCAAAAAUGAGGCCGACGCAAAGGCUCACAUUAGGAAAUGCCACUCCGGGAAUGCGUAUACCUGUAUUGACUGUGGGAGUACGUUCAGCAAACGCGCCUCCCUGGGCUAUCAUAGCCAGAUGCACGCUGUACGGACAUGCAGAUUAUGCGACGCACAGUUCGCCAAUAGAGGCUGCUAUAGAUACCACAGAUCCAAAUGCGAACCGAACGCGAAACCUAACCUUAAAACCCUACCACGGAACAAACGCUCCAAUGUUCGCGAUCCAGCGAGGUUUAUUUGCGAUUACUGUAAGAAAGUCUACCCAACACGGCCUCAGCUACAGAAUCACAUAAUUUGGAUUCAUAUGGACAAAAGGCCGCAUCAGUGCCAGUGGUGUGGUAAAAGGUUUUACACCUCCGCUCGUCUUUCGGAACACAGCGUCGUUCACACGCGGGAGAGGAAGUUCGCCUGUGACAUUUGCGGCAUGAAACUUGUGUCCAAGAUGGCUGUGGUGUACCAUAGACGACGGCAUACGGGUGAGAAGCCGUACGAGUGCGAGGAUUGUGGGGAGCGUUUUUUAUCUUCGUCGAGAAGAUCAGAUCACGUUAAACGGAAGCAUGGGAAGGGGUUGAAGCUGGAGUGUAGCUUUUGCAAGACUGCGUUCGUAAGGAAUCAUGACCUACAGAAGCAUAUUAAGAAAAUGCACUGGUUGGAUGAAAGUGAUAUGAAAAGUGAUGCGAAAAUACAGUCUUAG
This is a messenger RNA of Pieris macdunnoughi, 1428 nucleotides long. Lineage: Eukaryota; Metazoa; Arthropoda; Insecta; Lepidoptera; Pieridae. The record is from the annotation of a GenBank genome assembly.